This is a messenger RNA of Lodderomyces jiufengensis, 858 nucleotides long. RefSeq names its product sphingolipid homeostasis protein (gene ORM1). The record is from RefSeq and is a predicted model, not a curated record. Bases 1 to 858 code for a protein of 285 amino acids. Gene Ontology annotation, cellular component: endoplasmic reticulum membrane. Lineage: Eukaryota; Fungi; Ascomycota; Pichiomycetes; Serinales; Debaryomycetaceae. Gene Ontology annotation, biological process: negative regulation of ceramide biosynthetic process; intracellular sphingolipid homeostasis; ceramide metabolic process. The transcript has a single exon.
AUGACAGAUACAUCAACUAGAUCUAAAGAAACAUUACUAAAACCAGCUGAAAUUAAAGUAUCACCACCAUCAUCAUCAUCAACAAGAAGUCAAGAAUUGAGACAACCAAUUAAUUUUAUAAACUCAAAAGAUUCACCUAAUUCAUCUUCAUCUACAACUACAUCAUCAAUAUAUAACCAAGGUUCAGCAUCUACAACAACAAGAAGAGGUAGUACUAUUCCAAAUUCAAGUGGAUUAGGAUCAAGUGGUGGAAGUCAUUCAAAUUCAACAUCACCAUCAAGAAUAAGAAGUAAUAGUGCAAAUAUAAAUGAUUUAACUCCAACCCCAUCUCAUCAUCAACCGGCACAUGCAGUUACAAGACAACGUAGAUCAUCAUCAUUAAUUCAACAUUUAGAACCUGAUACAUUAGAUACAAAAAUUGAUCAAGCUUUAAAUCCAAAUGUUAAUGCAAAUUGGGUUCAUCAAAAGGGUGCAUGGAUUAUUCAUAUUGUUAUAAUUAUAUUAUUAAAAAUUUUUUAUAAUUUUAUAAAUGUUUUAGAUAAUGAUUGGAAAUGGACAUUAACAAAUUUAACUUAUACUAUUGGUUCAUAUAUUAUGUUUCAUCAAGUUAAAGGUACACCAUUUGAAUUUAAUUCAGGUGCAUAUGAUAAUUUAACAAUGUGGGAACAAAUUGAUAAUGGUGAUCAAUAUACUCCAACGAAAAAAUUUUUAAUGUUAGUACCAAUUUGUUUAUUUUUAAUUAGUACUCAUUAUUCACAUUAUGAUUUAAAUUUAUUUAUAUUAAAUGGUGUUAGUUGUUUGUGUGUUGUGAUACCUAAGUUGGCUAUAGCUCAUAGAUUAAGAGUAACUUUAUAUUAA